This is a messenger RNA of Oldenlandia corymbosa var. corymbosa, 3057 nucleotides long. The record is from the annotation of a GenBank genome assembly. NCBI's taxonomy places the organism in Eukaryota, Viridiplantae, Streptophyta, Magnoliopsida, Gentianales, Rubiaceae.
AUGCUUUUCUUGGCAUUGAGACACUGCGAAGAAGUGGAUCAGGGUGCUUCCCGCUUGUUUACUAUCAUGAAUAUGAUUCAAUCUCAUUUAGAAGAAGAAGGACAAAGAUUUGAGCUGAUCGAUUCUUUACAGUUACCCCUUUUAAGAAGUGAACAAUCGCUUUGUACAUUGACAGAAAAAAUUGAGGAUUGCAGGUCUGAAGUUAAGCAAAACUGCAGUAUUUUGAUGAAUUAUCAGUUGAAGUCUAAAGAGCCAGCUACAAGUGAUGAGGUUUUGGGAUUAAUCAAUCUAAUGGUACAGAAUCUGAGUGAUUUAGCGGUUCUAAGAAGAGAGAUGAUGGUAGGCCCUCAAAAGGAAUUGAUGAAAUCACUUCAAAAGGAGUUGCAAUUCAUGAGAUGCUUUGUUGCUUUUACCGCGACAAGGUGCUUCGAUUCUCAGAAAUUUAAAGAUAUAUUGUCUGAGAUUCAAGCUUGGGCGAACCACAUAGCAUGUGUAUCAUAUCUGAUUUGGGUCGAAGGUAUGGACCAGGAUACUGCUUCAGGAAUCUGUACAAGGCUUUCUGAACUCCUGCCUGAGAAAGCAGGCAAGUGUCUUGUUGUCUUGAAAGUUUCAAAGUCUGACACUUGUUUACUUGCUGAACUCAUAACAAGCUUUGUUGAUUUUCUAUUGAAAUAUCUACACACCGACAUUGAGAACCAUCUUGAAUCAAUUCAAGAAGGGCUUGCCAUCUUGUUGUCAUUUCUCCUAGAUUCACCUCAGGAUUAUCCAAAAGAUAGGACGCUGAUUUUGGCACAAGCUGAUGUGUCUGUUUCUAAUGCUAUCACCUGGUUCUUUAGCCGGCAUCGUGUCAAGAGGGAGAGUGAUUGGAUUUCUCUUCUUUCUGGUUUCCAUGAAAAGAUUAGCAUAAUCAAGGAAGAGGUUAGAAUGUUUUGUAUCCAAAUCCCAGAUGUUUGUGAGUUUAAAUUUCUGAGGCCUGAUGGGAAAAGAUAUUUUGAUUUCAUUUUGGAAAACCUACAGAAAAUGAUGAAAAGAAGGGAUGACUUUAACCCUCUCGUAGAACGUAAAAUUGAGACAGUCAUGAGGGAGAUAGAGCAUUUAAUGCCUUUGCUGCUUGAUGUUACGCUCAUGGAAGGCCGAACCGAUCAUCUAGAUCCAACAGGUUUGUCAGUAAGAGUUAUCAAUAUGGCAUAUAAGGCAGAAUAUGUCAUUGACUUGUGCUCACUCAUGGACACUCCGAUCUGGUACAGCAUGGUAUGCCUUUCAGUUGUCAGUGCAGAAAUUAAGAAUACCAAGAUUGAAAUCGAGAACCAACUACAGGAUGGCUUCAGAUUAUACCCCAGUGCAGAAAAUGCCAGAAAUGCCUUGAGGAGACAGGCAACCACUUCUCUAGUUGAUGAUGUUGUUCUUGGCUUUGAGGACCAGGAAACAAAUAUAAUUGAUCAUCUUCUGGGGGGUUCAGAAAAACUCCAAAUCAUAGGGAUUUUUGGCAUGCCAGGCCAAGCAUUCGCAUGGACUUGUGUUUCUCAAGAGUACAAACCUAGAGAUUUAUUGUGUGAUAUAUUAAGCAAUAUCACUGUCGUAACUGAUAGAGAAGUCUCUAACAUGAGUGAUGAAGAUUUAUCUGAACGAGUUAGGAAUUGCUUAAUGGGAAGACAAUACCUCAUUGUUCUAGAUGAUACAUGGGAUGCUGGAGUUUGGAAUGACUUGAGACUUUCCUUUCCUGAUCAGAACAAUGGAAGCAGGGUUCUCUUCACUAGCCGAAACAAAUUAGCUGGCCAUGGCAAACUCAAAUUCAUUUCUCAUCCUCUUCGUCGAUUUUCUGAUAAUGAGAGUGUAGAGUUGUUACUUAAGAAGGUCUUUGGCAAAGAUGACUGUCCUCAAGAUCUAUUACAAAUUUCAAUGUCGAUUGCCAAACAAUGCAAGGGACUACCUUUGUUGAUUGUUCUGGUUGCUGGACCUACUAGUCCUAAACCCGAUGCCCUCUCAUCUGUCUACUCUCUAUCUUUCAUUUCCAGAUCCAAAAGGAUGUAUCCUAUCAACUCCCGCAUUUUCAAAAUCUUCAGACUUCUUAAAGUAUUAGAUUUUGGGAGCAUUAUGCUGAACUCAUCUUUCCCGGAAUGCAUAACCUUGAUGAUCCAUCUGAGAUACUUAUCAAUCUCAGGUAAAAUCACUUACAUCCCUCCAUCAAUAGCCGACCUUUGGAACCUGGAAACUUUAAUAGUGCAGGGAGAGAUCUUCCAUGCUGUACAUUUACCUGAUACCUUUUGGAAUAUGAAGAGUUUGAGGCACGUGAAAGUAUCGGAGGUGGCUUGCAUCUUGUUUCCUAAAACAUUUGGCAAGGUUAAUGAGCCAACGCAAUUGAACAAUUUGCAGUCCUUUUCAUUAGUGACUCUUCAGGAUGCAUAUCAAGACUCGAAGAUUCUGCUUCGUAGGCUUCCCAGACUCAGAAAACUGAGUUGCAGAUAUUCACAAGCGGCAGACUUCCAAUAUAAGAUCCCUUAUCAGCUUCCAAUAUUUGUCUCCCUUGGUGAACUUGAGACAUUAAGCAUCAUCCAUAGUACAUGUGACUUUGUGGGCGGGAGCGGGUAUGCAAGUUACAGUUACUUGACCCCUCCAUUUCCAGUGAUAAGCACUAGGACUUUCCCUCAGACGCUCAAGAAAUUGAGUUUGUCCAAAUUUUGUCUGUCAAGGAGGGCACUGUCUACCAUUGGGCGUUUAGCAAAUCUCGCGGUUCUGAAGCUAAGAAGGAUGGCUUUCGAGAUCUUCACAUGGAAAGUCGAAGAUGAAGAAUUCCCAAAGCUCCAAUUCCUGGAACUAAGCACAUCGACUAUAGAAGAAUGGGAUGCUCCUGAUGAUGACCCAUUUCCCCGCCUUGAACGGCUUGUUCUCAAGGAUUGUAAAAGUCUUAAAUGUAUUCCUUCGGGUUUUGCGAACAUUUACAGCUUGAAGGUGAUUGAACUGCACUCGUGCAGCAUCAACGUCAAAGAUUCAGCCAGGAAAAUAGUUGCCGAGCAGCGAGAUAUGGGCAACCAUGACCUUAAGCUAGUCUCUUUGUAG